AUGAAAAAAACUCUUAAAUAUAUUAGAAAUUGUGAUCAUUUUGGUGCGUAAAUUAAGUUAAAUUUACAUCAUAAAGAAUCAUAUAAAUCUCUUUUGGGUGGAAUUAUAACAAUUAUUAUUGCAAUAGCUAUCUUAAUGGUUUUUGUAAGAGGAACUAUUUCACUGUAUAAGAGAGAAAAUUAUGCAGUAUUUAUUAUUCUGAUUAAAUUAUUAGAUUUAAACUUCAAAAUUACUCAAUUUAGAUCCCCCUAUAGCAAAGUUGAGUUCAAAUAACUUUAUGCUUGGAUUUUCUGUUGAUCUAUAAUUGUAAUUCAAAAAGCCAAUAUUCAAAGUCUUAUAUUCUCAAUAAACUUAAAUAAUUAAUACUGAUGGUACAAAAAUCAAAAAUGGAACAUCUUUGUAACCUUUAGAGAAAUGUACAAUAGAUCAUUUCUCUCAUUUAGAUCAAACUAACAGUUAUAAUGUAUAAAUUUUAUAUAAAUUUCAUAGCAAUUAAUAUAAGAGUAAAUAAGCAAAUAUUUUUGUUUACCCAAAAAUUAUUCAAUUAUACAGUAAGGCACAUAUUAGUCAAAUCUUUUUUAAUUUGGUAAAAUUUUGUUGAUGUCAUGCAUCGAUGAACCAGAUUGUGUUAAUAGUGAAGAAGCACUUUCUUUUGGGUUACAAGAUAGCAUCCUAAAAAUUAGUACCUUAAUUCUCAAUACUUUGGUAAAUCUUAAUUAAGAAGAGAGUAUUUAAAAAUAUAUUUAUACUGAUUUUUAUGUUGAAACAUCUUUUUCCAAAACCACUACUACUGAUAUUUAUCUUGAAAAAUUAAAUGUUAAUAUAGAAGACUCUCCAAUUUCGAUAUUAAAUAAAAUUGAACAAGAUGAGUUAUUUUAAAUUUAAGAUGCUAAACUCUCCCAAAUUACUUCAAAUAUUUAAUCUAAUAAUAUCAUUUCUCAAUUUAUUAUUAGAUUGGCUUAAUCAGAAACUAUUUAUAAAAAAUAAUAUUAUAAGUUUGAUGAAUUAAUAUCAUAUGUUGGUGGAAUAACCAAAUUUAUAGUUUUACUUUUUGGUUAUUUUAUUACAAAAUAUAAUAAAACUGGUUUAUAAAUAAUGUUGGCAAAUGAUUUAUAUCAAUUCGAUAUUCCAGAAUAAAAAAAGGGAGAACUCACUUUUUCAUUUUAGAACCUUGUAACUUAAAUUCUAGAUAAUAUAAAACAGAUAGAAGAUCUUGCAAGUAAAUUUAAAAUAGGAGCAAUAAAAAUUUUAACUUUAGGAAGAUUUACAAAAGCAAUUUCAAAAACAUCAGGUAGUUAAUAAUUGAUUUCAGCUGGUUCUGAAUGCCUUAUCACAAAUUAAAGUGUUACUAAAAGAAACGCAUUACUUACUGAUGAAGCAACUCUAAAAACAGAAUAGAUGGACUUAUUAAAAUAAUCAAAUGCUACUAAAUUUAUUAAUCCUUCAAAUUUAGAAUUUUACAAAAAUAACUAUUUACAAUAGAUUAUUAAUAUUUUAUUAAGGGGUGAUAAAAAGUUGAAAUAUAGCAUUUUAAUAAUAAUUAAGUACUUGACAUGUUGGAGAUUUAGUUAUAUAGGUGAACAUAACAUAAAGAUAUUAUAAUAAUCAAAAAGUAUGAUUUAGAAAGAUAUGGAUAUAUUGGUUAUCAUUUAAAAGCUGCAAGAAAUGGAGAAAUUAAAACAUUUGCUUCUAAAUAAAGAAUAGUUAAAAGUCUUUAAUUGUUUGCCAAAACCUAUAGUAGGAUCUUCAAAGUUUACUGGUAACGAAUCAUUUACAGUCGCUACUGGAUAAUUUGAGAAAGCAAAUUUAACAUUAACUUUUAAAAAUAAAAAUUUAUUUGAAACUCGCCAUGAAUUGAAUACUGAAAAGAAACUAAAAAAACUAUAUUUUGCUUACGAAUCUAUUAAAUUAAACAAUAAUGUAAACAGUGAUUUUGAAAAAUUAAUGAAUCAAAAAUUAAUUGAUGUUCUUGAACCUCCAACUUUACAGUUUAGUUUUAAUUCAUUGGCAGAAUUGCAGAGAUUAGCUAAUUUGUAAACUGACAAAAUGGUUAAAGCACCAAAAAUUUAAAAGAAAACAUCAAUCGCAAUUGAUGAGCCAAACACAUAAAACUUUUCAUAAAUAAGGAAAGAAAUAAAUUAAUACUACUUUAAACCAUAAAAUUAUUAAGUACGCUCUAAAUCAGAUAUUAUUGAUGAAAUCAUUUAUGAAUGA
Molecule: messenger RNA, 2214 nt
Organism: Paramecium sonneborni
Lineage: Eukaryota; Ciliophora; Oligohymenophorea; Peniculida; Parameciidae
Source: the annotation of a GenBank genome assembly